CCUCUUACGUCGGCAGCCUCGCCGUUUAUAAGGAGCCGGGAGUUUCCAGUCUCUUAGUUCGCGACGCCGCUGAACAAUGAGUAACAUGUGUGAAAGGCCUUGCGUUCAAGAGAAGAGUCGGAGACAGUCCAGAAAGGGCAGCCACAAGCGGAAGAAGAUUUAUAGAGACACACGUACCCCGCCAACGCACCAGCAGACGUGAUCACUGGGGUAAUCUGUGCAGGGGCACAGCGGCAUGAGUUCACCAUCCAUGGCUUCCUUGCCUUGGCCAGGAGAAUUUGGUGUGGCUGAACUUGAUGCCUGGUAUGAAGACCUUCAAGACAUCCUUUGUUCGGAUGGAGGAGACUGGAAGUGUGAGCAGGUGCAGGACCCCACGCAGGCAGAGGCUGGGUUCCUGGAUGACCUGGAGAGCUGCUCUCUUGCGUGGUUCAGUGGCGUCACCGAGUCGCAGCUGGUGGCCGAGCUGUCUGCCCCUAUUCCAUCUGACGUUUACGAGGGUGCGGACAUCACAGAGCUGUUGGACAAUCGAGAGCGGGACAGCAGUAACUCUUCAGUGUCUGACACAACUGACCAACAGCGGGCACUCCCUGAGAUCUCUGUAACCCUGGGGACAAAACGCAAGAGGGAGAGCAGCGGUGGCGCUGGUGGCAACAAGAAGAGUCGAAAGGAGCAGGACCUCGAGAACGAGAAGGUGGUGACGGAGCUGAUGGAGCAGAAUGAGCGGCUCAAACAGGAAAUUGAGCGACUCACGGAAGAGGUCAGGAGGACCAGGGAGGCACUGAUUGACAAGUUGGUUAGCAGCAGAGCUCCGUGAUGGGCAACUGGAGGUGGGUGAUGGACUUGUCUUGGCAAGCUGAGUGUUUAAGCUCUCCUGGCAGAGGGCAAUGUGGGCAAGAGACAGGUGGGCAUAGCCCUUGACAAGCAGGGGGGCAAUCCUGUGUUGUACCAGCUGCUUCUUAUGUCUACAGUUUGGACCUAAUUUGCAUGUGUGCUUUCUUUUUAUAUUGUAGAAACAU
Messenger RNA from Erpetoichthys calabaricus (reedfish), 1016 nucleotides. It is a transcript of the gene ddit3, whose product is annotated as DNA-damage-inducible transcript 3. The transcript has 4 exons. Gene Ontology annotation, molecular function: protein heterodimerization activity; transcription factor binding; DNA-binding transcription activator activity, RNA polymerase II-specific. Gene Ontology annotation, biological process: intrinsic apoptotic signaling pathway in response to endoplasmic reticulum stress; negative regulation of transcription by RNA polymerase II; ER overload response. NCBI's taxonomy places the organism in Eukaryota, Metazoa, Chordata, Cladistia, Polypteriformes, Polypteridae. The record is from RefSeq and is a predicted model, not a curated record. The coding region runs from base 236 to 814 and encodes 192 amino acids. Gene Ontology annotation, cellular component: cytoplasm; CHOP-ATF3 complex; CHOP-C/EBP complex.